Messenger RNA from Exophiala spinifera, 594 nucleotides. RefSeq lists its product as uncharacterized. Gene Ontology annotation, cellular component: precatalytic spliceosome. The record is from RefSeq and is a predicted model, not a curated record. The coding region runs from base 1 to 594 and encodes 197 amino acids. Lineage: Eukaryota; Fungi; Ascomycota; Eurotiomycetes; Chaetothyriales; Herpotrichiellaceae. Gene Ontology annotation, biological process: RNA splicing. The transcript is spliced from 2 exons.
AUGGAGACCGGGAUGAAGGACGACGUCACAAACGAGAAGAUGGUCACAGAAACAGAUCGAGAUCGCGAGAUACGCAUAAAAAGCGAAAAGAACGAAGCCGGUCGAGAGAGCGAUCGCAUCGAAACCGGGAUAGAGGUGCGGGAGAGCGCAACGCCAAUGGUGACAGUUACAGGGACAGGAGUAGGAGUCUGGAGAGAUCAACGUUCACGAAAACACUCACGUUCAAGGUCACCCGUCAGAGAUGGCGCGAAUGGAUCGAUACGUACGCGAUCACCCCCUCGACGAAGCGAUCACGACCGGGGAAGGAACCGAGAGCCAGCCAAGGUAGAGGAUACAAAAUCAACGCAUAAUACAAAACACGGUAUUGCUGGCUCGGGUCAGCCAUCUGUUAACGGCGACAGAAUGGCUGUUGACGAGGACGAUGAAGAUGCCCUCCUGAGGAACAUGAUGGGGUUCACGACGUUUAAAUCAACUCAAAACACGAAAGUGCCUGGAAAUCAGAUCUACGGCGUGAGAAAGGAAAAGAAGACAGAAUACCGACAGUAUAUGAAUCGUGUCGGAGGCUUUAACAGACCUUUGAGUCCGUCAAGAUGA